Aspergillus novofumigatus IBT 16806 is the source of this 978-nucleotide messenger RNA. RefSeq names its product putative cinnamoyl-CoA reductase. The transcript has 3 exons. The record is from RefSeq and is a predicted model, not a curated record. NCBI's taxonomy places the organism in Eukaryota, Fungi, Ascomycota, Eurotiomycetes, Eurotiales, Aspergillaceae. The coding region runs from base 1 to 978 and encodes 325 amino acids.
AUGAUACCCAACACGCAGAACCGCAUUAUUGUUGUGCUUGGGUCUACAGGAGACCAAGGCAAAGGCGUAGUGAGUUCGCUAUUAAGUGACAAUUCGCGGGAAUUGUGGAAUGUCCGCGCAGUCACCAGGGAUGUCAAUUCCGUCUCAGCUCAACGUCUUUUGAAUGAUUUUCAAACCUCCGACCACCGUCUCAGCCUUACUUCCGCAGAUGUUUUCGAUAUAGAAAGUCUUCAAAACGCUUUCUCGGGGGCUUAUGGUGUGUUUGCGGUGACGAGCGAGACUAAUUCAGGAAUGAUCGAAAACGAGGAUGACCUGAAGCUGGAGCUCGAAAGUGGGAAGAACAUUAUUUCUGCCGCGAGGAUUUGCCGCAUUCAGCACUUUGUUCUCAGUAGCUUGCCGGACAUGAGACGAGUGACUUCUGGUCGCUUUGACAAACUUUUCCACAUGGAUCAUAAGUUUGUCAUUGGGCAGUGGGCAAAGCAAAACCUGUCUGCGGUCACUUGCCUUCUUCCUGCAAAUGGGGUCGUUCGUUUUUGUCCCCCGAUUCCGUCCACAAAACUAGUUGAGUGGGUUGAUCCUGUACAUGAUAUGGGUAUUUUUGCCGCAGAGGUAUUCGCUUUAGGCGUUGCGAAAACAAAGAACAAAAAUUACGUCGUCUGCAGUCCGAAAUUGCGGAUGGGCGAAUUUGCAUCCACCUUUACGCGGGUCACUGGCCAGCCAGCAAUUUAUUCCCCAAUUACGAUGGAUGAAUGGGCUGAUUUGGCGUCCAAAGAGGUAGGAAAUGGAUUCAAGGAGGAUAUUCGCCAAAUGAUGGAAUGGAUCUCGAUAGCGCCAGAGGACAAGAUUUGCUACGGGGCUCUUGACCCAGCCGAAGACUCUUCCUGGGAGGAUCUCCACCUACGAGCUAGUUCUUUCGAAGAUUGGUUGAGACGUUCUGGGUGGAGGGGCCCUCCAGAGGGAAACCGUGACAUGCUUUGA